GGUGCCCCCAGCGUAGUAACCAUGGCCAGCUCAUUGCCUGAAUCAGACCGUUGCUAUCCAGAACCAAUGCAGCUUACUACUGAAACGGAUCUCGCUACGGUCAUGCGGGUAAUGGCGCAGCCUGAAUCUGGCCUUGAAAUCCGUGAUCGCGUUUGGCUCAAAAUUACUGUGCCUAGCGCAUUCAUCGGUUCUGGAAUUUGCUCGGAUCUCGUUGAUUGGCUUUUUCGACAUGUUGAAGGUUUUGCUGAUCGCAAAGAGUCCAGGAAGUACGCCUCAAGUCUACUCAAAUUCGGCUACAUCCGGCACACAGUUAACAAGGCCACUUUUUCUGAACAAUGCUACUAUGUGUUUAGCGAAACUGUGAAUCGUGAGUCUAGCUUAGUUUAUGCCUGCUGA
Messenger RNA from Protopolystoma xenopodis, 396 nucleotides. NCBI's taxonomy places the organism in Eukaryota, Metazoa, Platyhelminthes, Monogenea, Polystomatidea, Polystomatidae. The record is from the annotation of a GenBank genome assembly.